Pipistrellus nathusii (Nathusius's pipistrelle) is the source of this 756-nucleotide messenger RNA. NCBI's taxonomy places the organism in Eukaryota, Metazoa, Chordata, Mammalia, Chiroptera, Vespertilionidae. The record is from the annotation of a GenBank genome assembly.
AUGUCGGACGAGGAAGUUGAACAGGUGGAGGAGCAGUACGAGGAGGAAGCCGCAGAAGUCCAGGAGGAAGAGGAGGUCCAGGAAGAGGAGAAGCCAAGACCCAAACUCACUGCUCCUAAGAUCCCGGAAGGGGAGAAAGUGGACUUCGAUGACAUCCAGAAGAAGCGGCAGAACAAGGACCUCAUGGAGCUGCAGGCCCUCAUCGACAGCCACUUCGAGGCGCGCAAGAAGGAGGAGGAAGAGCUGAUCGCGCUCAAGGAGAGAAUCGAGAAGCGCCGUGCGGAGCGGGCUGAGCAGCAGAGGAUUCGCGCCGAGAAGGAGCGGGAGCGCCAGAACAGGCUGGCGGAGGAGAAGGCCCGCCGGGAGGAGGAGGACGCCAAGAGGAGGGCCGAGGACGACAUGAAGAAGAAGAAGGCCCUGUCCUCCAUGGGCGCCAACUACAGCAGCUACCUGGCCAAGGCCGACCAGAAGAGGGGCAAGAAACAGACCGCCCGGGAGAUGAAGAAGAAGGUGCUGGCUGAGAGACGCAAGCCGCUCAACAUCGACCACCUCAGCGAGGACAAGCUGAGGGACAAGGCCAAGGAGCUGUGGGACACGCUGUACCAGCUGGAGACCGACAAGUACGACUUUGCCGAGAAGCUGAAGCGCCAGAAAUACGACAUCACCAACCUCAGGAGCCGCAUCGACCAGGCCCAGAAGCACAGCAAGAAGGCCGGGGCCACGGCCAAGGGCAAGGUCGGCGGGCGCUGGAAGUAG